CACAUCGUCUACGAUUUUUACUUUUUUCUUCACGUUUGCUGAUCAAACGCGAUUUUGUUGUACAGAUUAUUACAUUAAAAUUACAUUUUAAUUAAUUUCGCUUACUGCGUAAAAUCCAAUUAGAGAAAAAUUGCUAUUAAUUGCCGAUACUCCCAUAAUUAUAAUGACCACGGCUGUAGGAUCAGCCGCCACUCUUGCGAAUCCCGGAGCGAUACGCAGUCAAAUAUCCAAGGAGCUGCGUGCAAAAGCUAAUGAUUUCCUUAAUUCACGACGCAAUGCUAACAAUCUUUUGGAUAUCAUUGCACAUUUUGAGCAUUGCGUUAAAGAAAAGCAAUCUAUUACUGCUGCUCUGUUGACCUUGGAAGUUGUGUUCGUGGAGGUGUUAAAGCGCAGAGAAAUGUGUAUAACAGGUGUACCACUGAAACCGAAAGACGAUAGUCCGGAGAUCAAAUAUCGUGAAUGGCUGCGUCAACGCUACGAGGAAGCCAUGAGCCUAAUACUUAGCUCUUUCGAAAAUGAGAAACCCGCAGAAGCGGCACAAGCACUGGUUUCAAGUAUGAAGUUAUUAGCGGCAGAGGGCAAACAUCCUUUAGAUAAGUCAGAUGAACCUUGUAAAUUUCCCAAGCAACGCCUACGUAAUAUUCUACAGAAAUUAGUUUCUCCUACGAAAUCACAAAGCACGCUGCUACAGCGCUUUAAGGAAUAUUCCGAAUAUCUGGAUGUGGUGUUCUACAGUUGGAAAUUAAUGCAGCAACUAGCUUCGCGUGCUGCCUUCGCCAAUGAAAUCUUUGCCUGUAACUAUUUGGAACUCAUAAAUGUUUUGCCUGUGACCGGAGAACUGCACGAACAACAAAAGUUAUUAUGCAUAACGCAAUCAGGCGUAGAAUCUGCACAACCCGAAUGUUUUGACUAUGCACCAAUCAAGAAGUGUAUUAAUAAAGUAUGGUUGUGUCUAAUGCAGUGGACAGACGGUAUACAGGAGACUGUGCAUAGGCAAAUGCUUAUCAUAUUGCUGGAACGUGUUUUGCCACACUUGGAAAAGCCAAUACUGUUAACAGAUUUUCUUAUGGACUCACUGGAUUGCGGUGGUCCCGUUAGCUUGCUUGCAUUGCAAGGUAUUUUCACGCUAAUACAGAAGCACAACAUUACGUAUCCAAAUAUUUACGAAAAGCUGUAUUCCAUGUUUGAACCCGAAAUUUUCCAUACCAAGUUUAAAGCACGCCUCUUUUAUCUGGCGGACAUUUUCUUAAGCUCUACACAUUUGCCAGAAAAUUUAGUAGCAGCAUUUGUUAAACGCCUGGCACGUUUAAGUUUAAUCGCACCGCCACAAGAUUCUAUAAUUAUUUUACAUUUCAUUGGUAACUUGAUACUACGUCAUUCUGGCUUAAAACGACUCAUUUGUGCACAGGCUGUUAUUGAAGUUUCGCGUGAUCCUUUCAUCAUGGAAGAACGUGAUCCGACAAAAUCAAAUGCGUUAGAUAGUUCGUUAUGGGAAGUGGUCUCAUUGCAAAGACACGCCAUACCAGCAGUAGCGAAUGCGGCACGUUUUAUAUCACAACCUUUACCAACUACUGAGUGGGACUUGUCUUCGGUGCUUGAGUUAAAAGAAGAUGAUAUUUUCGAUCAGGAGAUCUCCAAAAAGAGCAAACAGUAUGCGUUAGCUUUUGAACGACCACAAUCACUAUAUUUACCACAUGACGAUAAAGUUAAUCAGUACUGGAAUUUGUUCUAAAUCUUAUAUAAAUACGUAAAUGUAAAUACUAAGUGGUGUCGCACUUUGUGCUGCAGUAGUGGUAGCCUGUUGCAGAGCUACAUACUACCUGCCAUGACGGAGAAAAUAAUUUUCUUUACUCUGUGAACUCGUAGAAUUUAACGUUAAAUACACUUGAAUUCUUCAGUAUAUUUAAAUCAAUUUAGUCGUCGUGUUUAUAUAAUUAUAAGUGUAAUGGAAAGGCUAUGUAUUGUUCAAAAUAAAACUUACGUGUGUACAUAA
Messenger RNA from Zeugodacus cucurbitae (melon fly), 1993 nucleotides. RefSeq names its product nucleolar complex protein 4 homolog A. Gene Ontology annotation, cellular component: small-subunit processome; Noc4p-Nop14p complex; nucleolus. Bases 164 to 1732 code for a protein of 522 amino acids. The transcript is spliced from 6 exons. The record is from RefSeq and is a predicted model, not a curated record. Lineage: Eukaryota; Metazoa; Arthropoda; Insecta; Diptera; Tephritidae. Gene Ontology annotation, biological process: ribosome biogenesis.